Colius striatus (speckled mousebird) is the source of this 5949-nucleotide messenger RNA. Its product is annotated as voltage-dependent L-type calcium channel subunit alpha-1F-like. Gene Ontology annotation, molecular function: high voltage-gated calcium channel activity. Gene Ontology annotation, cellular component: voltage-gated calcium channel complex; membrane. Gene Ontology annotation, biological process: calcium ion import across plasma membrane. The record is from RefSeq and is a predicted model, not a curated record. NCBI's taxonomy places the organism in Eukaryota, Metazoa, Chordata, Aves, Coliiformes, Coliidae.
AUGUCGGAGUCGGAGGAGAAUGGAGAGGGCCCCCCCAAGGGUCUCUCCCCGCUGUCCGAAGCCCUGGCGUGGGCAGGAUCCGCAGGUAACGCCGGGGGUCCCUCCGCUGGGGGCGCUGGUUUGAGUGAUGAGAUUGGGGGGGUGGGAGGGGUGGGGACCCCCCCAGGACCCCGUCAGCGUCGCCCCCCACACCCCAAACACAAAGGCCAAGCGUCGGGGGGCGGGGCGGGGGUCCAUCGCUCCCCCCGCGCCCUGUUCUGCCUCCGCCUCAACAACCCCCUGCGCCGGGCGGCCAUCAGCAUCGUGGAGUGGAAACCCUUUGACAUCCUCAUCCUCGCCACCAUCUUCGCCAACUGCGUGGCUCUGGGGGUCUACAUCCCCUUCCCCGAGGAUGACUCCAACACGGCCAACCACAACCUGGAGCAGGUGGAGUACGUGUUCCUCAUCAUCUUCACGGCCGAGACGUUCCUGAAGAUCGUGGCCUACGGGCUGGUGCUGCACCCCAGCGCCUACAUCCGCAACGGCUGGAACCUGCUCGACUUCAUCAUCGUCAUCGUCGGGCUGUUCAGCGUGCUCCUGGAGCAGUUGUCCCACAAGCCCGGCGAAGCCCAUCACAUGAGCGGCAAACCCGGCGGCUUCGACGUCAAAGCCCUUCGCGCCUUCCGCGUGCUGCGGCCGCUGCGCCUCGUCUCGGGGGUGCCCAGUCUGCACAUCGUGCUCAACUCCAUCAUGAAGGCCAUGGUGCCGCUGCUGCACAUCGCGCUGCUCGUGCUCUUCGUCAUCAUCAUCUACGCCAUCAUCGGCCUCGAGCUCUUCAUCGGCCGCAUGCACAAGACCUGCUUCUUCAUCGGCUCGGAGCUGGAGUCGGAGGAGGAGCCGUCGCCGUGCGCGUUCUCGGGCCACGGCCGCGCGUGCCUGCAGAACAACACCGAGUGCCGCGGCCGCUGGGAGGGGCCCAACGGCGGCAUCACCAACUUCGACAACUUCUUCUUCGCCAUGCUCACGGUGUUCCAGUGCAUCACCAUGGAGGGCUGGACCGACGUCCUGUACUGGAUGCAGGACGCGAUGGGCCACGAGCUGCCCUGGAUUUACUUCGUCAGCCUCGUCAUCUUCGGCUCCUUCUUUGUCCUCAACCUGGUGCUGGGGGUGCUCAGCGGGGAGUUCUCCAAGGAGCGGGAGAAGGCGAAGGCGCGCGGCGACUUCCAGAAGCUGCGGGAGAAGCAGCAGCUGGAGGAGGAUCUGAGGGGCUACAUGGACUGGAUCACCCAGGCCGAGGAGCUGGAGGGCGACGAGGACGAGCACGAGAAGCACCGUCUGACCCCAGAGGAGCUGCUGGGCAAGAGGAAGCCGCGGCUCAAGUGGCUGCGCCACACCAGUCACUCCACGGACACCCACGCCAGUCUCCCCGGCAGCGAAACCACGUCGGUCAACACCGAGACGGUGGCAGAGGAGGAGACGGCGCCGAGCGCCUGCGACCGCUGCCUGGGUAAAAUCACCAAGACCAAGUUCUGGCGCCGGCUCCGUCGCCUCAACCGCCUGUGGCGUCGCCGGUGCCGCGGCGCCGUCAAAUCCGUCUCCUUCUACUGGACCGUCCUGCUCCUGGUGUUCCUCAACACCCUCACCAUCGCCUCCGAGCACCACGGGCAGCCGCCCUGGCUCACGCAAAUCCAAGCCUACGCCAACAAGGCGCUGCUGUCGCUGUUCGGGGCCGAGAUGCUGCUCAAGCUCUACGCCCUGGGCCCCUCCAGCUACUUCUCGAGCUUCUUCAACCGCUUCGACUGCUUCGUGGUGUGCGGGGGGGUGCUGGAGACGGCGCUGGUGGAGCGCGGCGCCAUGGAGCCGCUCGGCAUCUCGGUGCUGCGCUGCGUCCGGCUCCUGCGCGUCUUCAAGGUCACCAGGCACUGGGCGUCCCUGAGCAACCUGGUGGGGUCUCUGCUGAACUCCAUGAAGUCCAUCGCGUCGCUGCUGCUGCUGCUCUUCCUCUUCAUCAUCAUCUUCGCGCUGCUGGGGAUGCAGCUGUUCGGCGGCCGCUUCAGCUUCGACGAGGCGCACGCCAAGCGCAGCACCUUCGACUCCUUCCCGCAGGCGCUGCUCACCGUCUUCCAGAUCCUGACCGGGGAGGACUGGAACGCCGUGAUGUACGACGGCAUCAUGGCCUACGGCGGCCCCGUGUUCCCCGGCAUGCUGGUCUGCGUCUACUUCGUCAUCCUCUUCAUCUGCGGCAACUACAUCCUGCUCAACGUGUUCCUGGCCAUCGCUGUGGACAACCUGGCUGACGGCGACAACAUCAACACGGGGGGCGACCGGAAGGAGAAGGUUGAGGAGAGCGGAGCCGGGAGCGGGGCCGUGGCCGUGACGGUCGAGGGGGAGCAGCCGGAGGAGGAUGAGGAGGAGGAGGAGGAAGAGGAGGGGGAAGGGAGUGAGGAAGGCGCCGAUGGGGUCCCGGGGCCGGGGUCGCCUGGGGCCGGGUCGCGGCAGGAGCCCCCCCAGGAGCCGCCCCCCAAGAGCAAAGUGACGCCGAUCCCCGAGGGCAGCGCGUUCUUCCUGCUCAGCGCCAGCAACCCAUUGCGGGUGCGCUGCCACGCUCUCAUCCACCACCACAUCUUCACCAACCUCAUCCUCGUCUUCAUCAUCCUCAGCAGUGUGUCCCUGGCUGCCGAGGACCCCGUCAGGGCCCACUCGCCCCGGAACCACAUCUUGGGCUACUUUGACUACGCCUUCACCUCCAUCUUCACCGUGGAGAUCCUGCUGAAGAUGACAGCAUUCGGGGCUUUCCUGCACAAAGGCUCCUUCUGCCGGAACUGGUUCAACCUCCUCGACCUACUGGUGGUCGGGGUCUCCCUCAUCUCCUUUGGCAUCCACUCCAGUGCCAUCUCGGUGGUGAAGAUCCUGAGGGUCCUGCGGGUCCUGAGGCCCCUCCGAGCCAUCAACCGGGCCAAGGGGCUCAAGCACGUGGUGCAGUGCGUGUUCGUCGCCAUCCGCACCAUCGGCAACAUCAUGAUCGUGACGACGCUGCUGCAGUUCAUGUUCGCCUGCAUCGGGGUGCAGCUCUUCAAGGGCAAGUUCUACAGCUGCACCGACGAGGCCAAGCACACGCCGGGGGAGUGCAAGGGCACGUUCCUGGUGUACAAGGACGGGGACGUCGCCCACCCGUCGGUGCGCGAGCGGCUGUGGCACAACAGCGACUUCAACUUCGACAACGUGCUGGCGGGAAUGAUGGCGCUGUUCACCGUGUCCACCUUCGAGGGGUGGCCCUCGCUGCUGUACAAAGCCAUCGACGCCAACGCCGAGGACCAAGGGCCCAUCUACAACUACCGCGUGGAGAUCUCCAUCUUCUUCAUCGUCUACAUCAUCGUCAUCGCCUUCUUCAUGAUGAACAUCUUCGUGGGCUUCGUCAUCAUCACGUUCCGGGCGCAGGGCGAGAGCGAGUACCGCAACUGCGAGCUGGACAAGAACCAGCGGCAGUGUGUGGAAUACGCCCUGAAGGCUCAGCCCCUGCGCCGCUACAUCCCCAAGAACCGCAACCAGUACCGCGUGUGGGCCAUGGUCAACUCCACCGCCUUCGAGUACAUCAUGUUCGUCCUCAUCCUCCUCAACACCAUCGCUCUGGCCGUCCAGCACUAUGAGCAGUCCAAACCCUUCAACUACGUGAUGGACCUUCUCAACAUGGUGUUCACGGGGCUCUUCACCGUUGAGAUGGUGCUCAAGAUCAUCGCCUUCAAGCCUCGGCACUACUUCUGUGAUGCCUGGAAUACCUUUGAUGCCCUCAUCGUGGUGGGCAGCGUGGUGGACAUCGCUGUCACCGAGGUCAACAACGGGGGGCACGUUGGCGAGAGCUCAGAGGACAGUUCUCGUAUCUCCAUCACCUUCUUCCGGCUGUUCCGCGUGAUGCGCCUGGUGAAGCUGCUCUCCAAGGGCGAGGGCAUCCGCACGCUGCUCUGGACCUUCGUCAAGUCCUUCCAGGCUCUGCCCUACGUCGCCCUCCUCAUCGCUAUGAUCUUCUUCAUCUACGCUGUCAUCGGGAUGCAGACCUUUGGGAAGGUGGCACUGCAGGAUGGGACACAGAUCAACCGCAACAACAACUUCCAGACCUUCCCCCAGGCCGUCCUGCUGCUCUUCAGGUGUGCCACGGGGGAGGCCUGGCAGGAGAUCAUGCUGGCCAGCCUGCCCGGCAAACGCUGCGACCCCGAGUCGGACGCGGAGCCCGGGGAGGAGUUCACCUGCGGCAGCAACUUUGCCAUCGCCUACUUCAUCAGCUUCUUCAUGCUCUGCGCCUUCCUGAUCAUCAACCUCUUCGUGGCCGUCAUCAUGGACAACUUUGACUACCUGACGCGAGACUGGUCCAUCCUGGGCCCCCACCACUUGGAUGAGUUCAAAAGGGUCUGGUCUGAGUACGACCCUGCUGCCAGGGGCCGCAUCAAGCACUUGGACGUGGUGACGCUGCUGCGCCGCAUCCAGCCCCCGCUGGGCUUUGGGAAGCUCUGUCCGCACCGUGUCGCUUGCAAGCGGUUGGUGGCCAUGAACAUGCCCCUCAACUCGGAUGGGACCGUCACCUUCAACGCCACCCUCUUCGCCCUGGUGCGCACCUCCCUCAAGAUCAAGACUGAAGGGAACCUGGACGUGGCCAACAAGGAGCUUCGUGCCGUCAUCAAGAAGAUCUGGAAGAGGACCAAGCCCAAGCUGCUGGAUGAAGUCAUUCCCCCUCCCGAGGAAGAAGAGGUCACUGUGGGCAAGUUCUACGCCACCUUCCUCAUCCAGGACUAUUUCCGCAAGUUCCGGCGCCGCAAGGAACGGGGGAUGUUGGGGCCCAGCGCGGGGCCCAGCAACGAGUGUGCGCUGCAGGCCGGGCUGCAGACGCUGCAGGCGCUGGGCCCCGAGAUGCGCCGGGCGCUGAGCUGUGACCUGGAGGGUGCCGGGAGCCCGGGAGCUACCGAGGAGGAACCGCUGACCUACGCCGCUCCCGAGACGCUGUACGGCUCUGCCUCCGACCCCCCGCUGCUGGGGGAUCCAGCCCCGGCGCCCCCCGCGGGGGACGAGCCCUCGCCCCCUCCCCACGGCGCCGCACCGCGCUUGGGGGGCAGCAGGUACGGCCCGGGAGGGGGGCAGGAGGAAGCAGCCCCCUCCCCAGAGGAGGAGCUGGCGGGAGCUGAGCCGGGGGACGGCAGCCACGAAGAGGAGCCGGAGGCCCCGACCCCCCGUCGCCGCUGGGGGGGGGGACAGGCCCCCUGCCCCCCGCGCUGGGCCGGAGAGGGGCCGCGGGGGGGGUCGUUGCCGUUGCCCCCCCGUCAUUUUGCCCUGGAGGGGCAGCAGCUCAAACGGCGGCGGCUGUUGCCGCCCACCCCCACAGGCCGGAAGCCCUCGUUCACCAUCCAGUGCCUGCGGCGCCAGGGCAGCUGCGAGGACGAGCCCAUCCCGGGCACCUACAACCCCUCGGGACCCCCCGGCCCCCCGCGGCCUCAGGGCUACGGCAGCUCCGAGACCUGGCGCCUGGGGGGCUCCUCGCACUCCUGGGCCACGGCUCCCACUCGCAGCCACGUUCUCUACGCCCCCCUCAUCCUGGUGGAGGGGGGUCCACCGGCGGGAGACCCCCCCCUGUCCCGUUGGUUCGUGGGGGACCGCGGCCCCCCCGGCUCCCUGCGGCUGCGGCCCCACGGCUCUGCCGACAGCCUGGUGGAAGCCGUGCUCAUCUCAGAGGGACUGGGGCUCUUCGCCCGCGACCCCAAAUUCGUGGCGGUGGCCAAACGCGAGAUCGCCGACGCCUGCGACAUGACGAUGGACGAGAUGGAAAGCGCGGCCACGGACCUGCUCACCCGCCGGCGCCCCCCGCACGCCCCCGCAGCCCCCCACCCCUCUACCCCCACGGCCGCCGUCUACAGCGACGAGGAGCCGCUGCGGCCGCCGCCCGAGGAGGAGCUGGCGGACGAGAUGGUGUGUGCGGCCGGGCUCUAG